Messenger RNA from Girardinichthys multiradiatus, 5015 nucleotides. It is a transcript of the gene top2a, whose product is annotated as DNA topoisomerase II alpha. Gene Ontology annotation, cellular component: nucleus. NCBI's taxonomy places the organism in Eukaryota, Metazoa, Chordata, Actinopteri, Cyprinodontiformes, Goodeidae. The transcript has 35 exons. Gene Ontology annotation, biological process: sister chromatid segregation; DNA topological change; resolution of meiotic recombination intermediates. Gene Ontology annotation, molecular function: DNA topoisomerase type II (double strand cut, ATP-hydrolyzing) activity; ATP binding; DNA binding. The record is from RefSeq and is a predicted model, not a curated record. The coding region runs from base 139 to 4869 and encodes 1576 amino acids.
ACAAAAUUCGAAUUUUCAAACAGGAAUCACUUCGGCAGAGAAAGUGUUUAGUUUAGCAAUUGCAGAGUUUAGGUGGUUUAAAAGUUGCUAGUUUUCACUGUAUUUCUUACAUUAUCGUAAGCACAAAACAUAAGAAGAAUGGCUGAUCCGCUGAAGGCCUUUUUGGAAAACAAGCCACUGGAGAAGACAAAGAAAGAUCCAAAGAGACUGUCGGUUGAGAGGAUCUACCAGAAAAAGACGCAGUUGGAGCACAUUUUGCUGAGACCAGACACCUACAUAGGCUCUGUAGAGCCUGUCAGUCAACAAAUGUGGGUGUAUGAUGAGAAUGUUGGACUGAACUGCCGUGAUGUGACCUUUGUUCCUGGGCUCUACAAGAUUUUUGAUGAGAUCCUCGUAAAUGCAUCUGACAAUAAGCAAAGGGAUAAGAGCAUGUCCUGCAUCCGUGUCAACAUCGAUGUGGAGAACAACACCAUCAGUGUGUGGAAUAAUGGAAAGGGAAUCCCUGUGGUAGAGCACAAGGUGGAGAAAGUCUAUGUGCCUGCUCUCAUUUUUGGACAGCUCCUUACUUCCAGUAACUACGAUGAUGACCAGAAGAAAGUCACUGGUGGCCGUAAUGGAUAUGGUGCAAAACUUUGCAAUAUCUUCAGUACAAGGUUCACUGUGGAGACUGCUUGUAAAGAGUCAAAGAAGGUUUUCAAGCAGACUUGGUAUGAUAACAUGGAGAGAGCAGGAGAUUCCACCAUCAAACCUUUUGAGGGAGAGGAGUACACUUGCAUCACCUUCAGACCGGAUCUGGCCAAAUUUAACAUGAGCAUCCUGGACACAGAUACAGUCGCUCUAAUGACUAGGAGAGCGUAUGACAUCGCUGGUUCCACAAAGGGUGUCAAAGUGUUCUUCAAUAGCAAGAGGCUGCCAGUUACAGGAUUUCGCAGCUAUGUGGACAUGUAUGUGAAAGACAAGGUGGAUGAGCUGGGCAGUCCCCUCACUGUGGUCCAUGAAGUGGUCAAUGACCGCUGGGAGAUCUGCCUCACCAUGAGUGAGAAAGGUUUCCAGCAAGUCAGCUUUGUCAACAGCAUUGCUACAACAAAGGGAGGCCGACACAUAGACUAUGUGGCUGACCAGGUGGUUGGAAAGCUCAUCGAAGUGGUGAAGAAGAAGAACAAAGCUGGCGUGGCUGUGAAACCUUUCCAGGUGAAAAACCACAUGUGGCUGUUUGUGAACUGCCUGAUUGAGAACCCCACCUUUGACUCUCAGACUAAAGAGAAUAUGACACUGCAGCAGAAGAACUUUGGCUCCACUUGUCCACUCGGUGAUAAAUUCAUUAAACAGGCCACGGGAUGUGGGAUUGUGGAAAGUAUCAUGAACUGGGUGAAGUUCAAAGCUCAGUCUCAGCUCAACAAGAAAUGCUCAGCGGUGAAGCACACAAAAAUCAAAGGGGUGCCAAAACUGGAUGAUGCCAAUGAUGCAGGUGGAAAAAACUCAAUCUGCUGCACGCUGAUCCUUACUGAGGGAGACUCGGCCAAGACUCUUGCUGUGUCUGGGCUGGGAGUGGUUGGGAGAGACCGCUACGGUGUGUUCCCUCUCCGGGGAAAAAUGCUCAAUGUUCGGGAAGCCUCUCACAAACAGAUUAUGGAAAAUGCUGAAAUCAACAAUAUCAUCAAGAUCCUUGGUCUUCAGUACAAGAAAAACUACAGUGACCCAGAAUCCCUGAAGAGUCUGCGUUAUGGCAAGAUCAUGAUCAUGACAGAUCAGGAUCAAGAUGGAUCCCAUAUUAAAGGCCUACUGAUCAACUUCAUCCAUCACAACUGGCCAUCUCUGCUUCACCAUAACUUUCUAGAAGAGUUCAUCACACCCAUCAUCAAGGCAUCUUUCAAGAAAACGCAGCUGUCUUUCUACAGUAUCCCUGAAUUCGAUGCAUGGAAAGAGAGCCAGCCUAAUCACAAAUCUUGGAAAAUCAAAUACUACAAAGGUUUGGGAACUAGCACAUCGCAGGAAGCCAAGGAGUACUUCUCUGAUAUGCAGAGACACCGUAUCCCAUUUAAGUACUCUGGCCCUAAGGAUGACGAAGCUAUCACCCUUGCCUUUAGCAAGAAGAAGGUGGAUGAGAGGAAAGAGUGGCUCACAAACUUCAUGAACAACAGGCGCCAGCGCCGGGAGCACAACCUUCCAGAGGAUUACCUGUAUGGUCAGUCAACCAAGUCCUUGUCUUACAAUGACUUUGUCAACAAGGAACUUGUGCUUUUCUCCAAUUCUGACAACGAGAGGUCUAUUCCUUGCUUGGUGGAUGGUAUGAAACCAGGACAGAGGAAGGUGCUGUACUGCUGCUUUAAGAGGAAUGAUAAGCGGGAGGUGAAGGUUGCACAGCUAGCUGGCUCAGUGGCUGAGAUGUCAGCAUACCACCAUGGAGAGGUAUCUCUGAUGAUGACAAUCGUUGGUUUAGCCCAGAACUUUGUGGGAAGCAACAAUAUGAACCUGCUGCAGCCUUUGGGACAGUUUGGAACCAGGUUGCACGGCGGCAAGGACUCAGCCAGCCCUCGAUACAUCUUCACUAUGCUCAGCCCCCUGGCUCGCCUUGUUUUCCCAGCAGUGGAUGACAACCUGCUCAAGUACAACUAUGAUGAUAAUCAGCGAGUAGAGCCUGAGUGGUACAUUCCCAUCAUCCCCACUGUGCUGGUAAAUGGCACUGAAGGUAUUGGGACUGGCUGGGCCAGCAAGAUUCCCAAUUAUGACAUCCGUGAGAUCAUCACUAACCUCCACAGAAUGCUCAAUGGCCAGGAACCUUUGCCCAUGCUUCCAAACUACAAGAACUUCAGAGGCACAAUUGUGCAGGUGAUGGAUAACCAGUACAUAAACAGUGGAGAGGUGGCCAUCCUUGACUCCACCACCAUUGAAAUCUCUGAAUUACCAGUCAAAACCUGGACCCAGACCUACAAGGAGAAUGUUCUGGAGCCAAUGUUGAACGGAACAGAGAAAGUUCCUCCUCUAAUCACCGACUACAAGGAAUAUCACACCGAUACCACCGUCCGCUUCCUUGUCAAGAUGACAGAAGAGAAGCUGAGGGAGGCAGAGGCCGCUGGCCUCCAUAAAGUCUUCAAGUUGCAGAACCCCCUCACCUGUAACUCUAUGGUUCUGUUUGACCAUGUGGGCAGCUUGAAAAAGUACGAGUCGGUUCAGGAUAUCUUCAAGGACUUUUUUGAGUUGAGGAUGAAGUACUAUGUUCUGAGGAAGGAUUGGUUGACUGGCAUGCUCGGAGCGGAAAGUGCCAAACUCUCAAACCAGGCCCGUUUCAUCUUGGAGAAGAUUCAGGGCACCUUGAUCAUUGAAAACAAGCCAAAAAAGGAACUGAUUCGCAUGCUUCAGCAAAUGGGCUACGACUCAGACCCUGUUAAAGCUUGGAAACAGGCUCAGGAAAAGAAUGAGGAGGAACUGGAGGAUGAGGAGGAGGAAGGAACAGAAAAAGAGGACAACAGUGGACCUGACUAUAACUACUUGCUGAGCAUGCCCAUGUGGUUCCUGACCAAGGAGAAGAAAGAAGAGCUGUGCAGACAGAGGGAUGCUAAGAUGACAGAGCUGAACAACCUGAAGAAAAAGACCCCACCAGACAUGUGGAGAGAGGACCUUGCUGCUUUCUCAGAAGAACUAGAGCGCAUUGAGGCAAAAGAAAAAGAGAGCGCCAGUGUCCCUGUAAAGGGGACUGGAAAAGGCAAAGCUCUGAAGGUGAAGAAGGAGACUUUGCCCACACCACAGGGCCGCCGGGUCAUUCCCCGCAUCACCAGCACAAUGAAAGCUGAAGCCAACAGGAAGGCUGAUCUGAAGAGAGGAGAGGGCAAGAGAGGCAAGAAAGUCAAGACUGAAGAUGUGGUAAUGAAGAUGGAAUUUGAUGUGGAUGCAGAAAACAUUGAACCAGUUGAGGAAAUGGGUUUGGCUUCACGGCUGGCCAAGAAACCUAAACCCGAGUCCAAAGAGAGUGCCAUUUCAAAGAUUGGAAAGCAGACCACUCUUCAGUUCAAACCUGUUGCCAAGAAGCCAAAGAAGAAUCUGUGGUCAGAUGAGGAAUCUGAAGGCUUCUCAGGAAGCGAACCGGAGGCAGAGGAAGUGGCUGCCCCCAGGGAGAGGAUAGAACGCAAAACAAAAGCUCCUGUGAAGUACAGCUUAUCUGACAGUGAAGACGAAUUUGAUGACUGUGGAAAGAAGAGCUCUCCAAAGAGAAAAGCUGCUAUCAGUGAUGAUGAUGCAAGCUUUGCCCCCGAGCCCACCGCCAUGUCGGACAGCGACGUCAACUCACCAGCGCCACCUCCUAAAGCUCCAAAGCCCAUGGUGAAGGAGCUAAAGAGCAAGACGAAAGGUAAAGAAAUCAAGGCAUCCUCUUCGUCUGAUGAUCCAGAUCCGGCAUCCAAGCGUCCGGCUCAACGUAAACCCAAAGAGGCAGCACCCAAAAAAGCUGCUCCGACAAAGAAACCGGCUGCCUCCAAGAAGAAAGCAGCAGAUGAGAAGCAGCCUUCUAUUCAGGAUGCUUUCUCCAAGCCCAAACCUCCCUCCAAGAUUGCUGCCAAAAAGGUUCCUACGUUUGACUCCAGUGAUGAAGAGGUUGAAGGGAACAUUCGAGCAAAAAAGGCAAAACCUGUUUUAAAACGAAAACAGGCGGUCAUUGACGAGUCGGACAGCAGCUCAGGCGACCUCAUGUCACGUCUCAAAGCUAAAUCACAUACUGCUGGAAAGAAAACCAAGAAGUGGAAUGAAGAUGAUAGCUUCCAGAUUUCAGACCAAGAGGAAGAAGCUCCUGUUGCCAUGGCACCACGGGAUAAACCCUCGCGUGCUCGAAAACCUGUUACCUACAACCUGGAUUCAGACUCGGAUGAAGACUUUUAAACAUUGUUUUAAGAUUUUUUUGCAAAGAAGACAACAGUUUUAGUUAACCAAGCAUACAUGUUCCAUUCAAUACAUCAUCACUGUUAUACCCAGAAGUUGUUUCUGCCCACUCAGCUCGAAUAAACCUUAGAACUAAUUUUAAACAA